This is a messenger RNA of Fukomys damarensis (Damara mole-rat), 2737 nucleotides long. RefSeq names its product nuclear receptor subfamily 2 group E member 1 (gene Nr2e1). The record is from RefSeq and is a predicted model, not a curated record. The transcript is spliced from 9 exons. Gene Ontology annotation, biological process: cell differentiation; negative regulation of transcription by RNA polymerase II; anatomical structure development. Gene Ontology annotation, molecular function: nuclear receptor activity; zinc ion binding; RNA polymerase II cis-regulatory region sequence-specific DNA binding. Bases 24 to 1181 code for a protein of 385 amino acids. Lineage: Eukaryota; Metazoa; Chordata; Mammalia; Rodentia; Bathyergidae.
CGCUUCGUCCCGGGACCGCCAGCAUGAGCAAACCGGCCGGAUCAACAAGCCGCAUUUUAGAUAUCCCCUGCAAAGUGUGUGGCGACCGCAGCUCUGGGAAGCACUACGGGGUCUACGCUUGCGACGGCUGCUCGGGGUUUUUCAAGCGGAGCAUCCGAAGGAAUCGGACAUAUGUCUGCAAGUCUGGAAACCAGGGUGGCUGCCCGGUAGACAAGACGCACAGAAACCAGUGCCGGGCGUGUCGGCUGAAGAAGUGUUUGGAAGUCAACAUGAACAAAGAUGCCGUGCAGCACGAGCGGGGGCCUCGGACGUCCACCAUUCGCAAACAGGUGGCCCUCUACUUCCGCGGACACAAGGAGGACAACGGGGCUGCCGCGCACUUCCCCUCCGCGGCGCUGCCCGCCCCGGCCUUCUUCACUGCGGUCACUCAGCUGGAGCCGCACGGUCUGGAGCUCGCCGCGGUGUCCGCCACCCCGGAGCGGCAGACCCUCGUGAGCCUGGCUCAGCCCACGCCCAAGUACCCCCACGAAGUGAAUGGGACCCCGAUGUAUCUAUAUGAAGUGGCCACAGAGUCUGUAUGUGAGUCAGCUGCCAGGCUCCUUUUUAUGAGCAUCAAGUGGGCCAAGAGUGUGCCAGCCUUUUCCACACUGUCUCUGCAAGACCAGCUGAUGCUUUUGGAAGAUGCUUGGAGAGAACUGUUUGUUCUAGGAAUAGCACAAUGGGCCAUUCCGGUUGAUGCUAACACUCUACUGGCUGUAUCUGGCAUGAAUGGUGACAACACAGAUUCCCAGAAGCUGAACAAGAUCAUAUCUGAAAUUCAGGCUUUACAAGAGGUGGUAGCUCGGUUUAGACAGCUCCGGUUAGAUGCUACUGAAUUUGCCUGUCUGAAAUGCAUCGUCACUUUCAAAGCUGUGCCCACACACAGUGGUUCUGAAUUGAGAAGCUUCCGGAAUGCUGCCGCCAUUGCAGCUCUUCAAGAUGAGGCUCAGCUAACGCUCAACAGCUACAUCCAUACCAGAUAUCCCACUCAACCUUGCCGCUUUGGAAAACUCCUGCUGCUCUUGCCAGCUUUACGUUCUAUCAGCCCAUCAACAAUAGAAGAAGUGUUUUUCAAAAAAACCAUCGGCAAUGUGCCAAUUACAAGACUGCUUUCAGACAUGUACAAAUCCAGUGAUAUCUAAGCUCUCAUAGUACCGGCUUUUCAGGAUGGGACAGUAUCAGAUGAACUUCUACCUGUGGAGAACAAGCUCAACUAACACACCCUUCAGGAAGCAUAAAUUGUGUAGCCUUCAGGAAAAAUGCCAGUUAAUACAAAACAAUUCUAGUAGCUAUGAUCCGCUGUCUCAAGCUGGUAGAGCAGCCUGGAAGAAAGGGAACACAGUGGGACCACCUGACAGUGAAGUCAUGGCUGCAGAGCCCAGGAGGGGACAAACUGGGGGACGCCACAGGCCAAGCCACUCUGCCUCUGACCUGGAAGAUCCGGGAGAGCCAUCAGAAGCUGAAAGACAAGUCAUGCUUUCUUUUUCUUUUUAGCAUAUAAAGUUGGGUGACCAAAUAUAGCUCUGUGUAUAACAUCAUACUGCGGCCUUCAGAAAUACAUUAUGUGGGAGCAUUUAUUUUUAAAAUAAUGGUUAAGUUUUAAAUCAAAAGUAUUAUCAAAAGUUUCCCUUCUAUUGUAAUACAUCAAGUGGCCUUCCGAACCAAGGUAAUAAGUGGAACGUAGCUUAUGCUGUGUGGUUUGCUGUUAUUCUCUUUUCCCCACCUUCCUUUCUCUUUUUUUUUUUUUUUUUUUUUUUUUUCUUUCUUUGCCUUUUCCUUCUCUUUCUUUUUUUAAUACCACAGGCCAGGCAACCUUGUCAAAGGAAUUGGUGGAUGAAACUGAGAUUCUCUGCGGGACUUUAGGUUGGAUAACAUCUCAAAAAUAGAAGAGCCUUACUAAAAGAACACUAUUUGAAAGAGGAUGAGGACAAACAGCAAAACCAAAUACAGUGGAGAUGGGUUUUGAGUGAGGCAGAAUGCUGUCCACUAGCAUGGUACAGAGACCAGAGGCAGUGGGUCCAAACUCCUGGUUCAGCUGGUCACACUAGGCAGUGGAAAAACAGACAUGGUGUCAGAAGGAACUUCAAGGAGAUGAAUGCUGAAAGCUUUCAUGAUUGAUCCAUUGCUGAUGGCCUGGGACUCUUCAAUGCCUUUCAGGAAACUCUGGUUUCUAGUAAAGCCUUGAAUGUGCACACACACACACACACACACACACACACACACACACAGAGUGAAUCGUCCCAUGCUAUCAGCUGCUCCUUUGGUAUGAAUCGAUACUUAAUGGAAAUGUAGAGACAAACAUUUUUAAAUAGCUGCUGUACUUUUCACAUUUUGAUUUCUUAGGUACUAGCACUGAGGAAGAAAAUUCAGCACUUGGACUAUCAUAGGAUGAGUAAAACUUUUCUUGUACAAAGUGAAUUAACUGAUUUGUGAAGUUAAAAGGUUGUACUCAUUGUAUUUACAAAGAAUAAAAUAUAUUGAAUUUAAACAAAUUCUGCCUGAUUUCCUUACCACUCUCCCUGGCUGGUUCUCGCUUGCCAGAUCCAAAGGUGGUGGCGACAGCUGAGCUCCAACACAGCACCGAAAGAACUGAACUACAAAGGCAAUUUCCUUUUUACAGUGAAUCCCAUUUGUAAAAUGAUGAAUAAAGAAAUAAAGCAUAAGAUUCAAUUCUCUUCAGCUCUCCGAUGUAAUUGCA